AUGGAACUGCAGGGAACCUGGGCCCGGCUGCGCGAGGAGGCGGCGGCCCGGCUGCGCGACGCGCCCGCCACCGAGCCGCUGCUGGCCCGCCACCACGCCGCCCUGGUGCGCUGGCUGGAGGAGCGCCUGGGCCGCGGCGAGCGCGUCGUCAGCCUCGAGCAGCUCGGCGAGGCCCUCGAGAGCCGGGCCGGCGCCGCGCCGGGCGCCGCCGCCGAAGAGCGCGCCCGCAGCGAGGAGGCCUUUGCUCAGUUUGAUGUGGAGGGAGAUGGCACGGUCGAUGUGGAGAACAUGCUGGAGGUUCUCAAGAACUCUGGGGGAGCCAAUCUCCGAGGAGAGCUCAGUCACGUGAUCCGGCAGCUGCAGGCUUGUUCACUCGUCCCAGGUUUUAUAGACAUAUUUUCAGAAUCGAACGAGCGCCUUAGUCUUCAUGCUUCCAUGAUUCUGAGAUUCCUCCAUCGGCACCGCAUUGCCAGCACCGUCAUCCCAUAUCCCGUCUUGGAGUAUUUCAACAAUAUUUGCACUAUGCGUUCUUCUGUUCUCAAGGAUUCUUUAGACCGACUCCUCCUAAAAGAAAAGGAGUGCCCUAGUGACUUAAACGGAAACCAGGAGUUAGACAUACUCAAAUCCGUUUCGAAGUGCUACACCCACAUAGAAACCUCCUCCAAUUCGGCUGACGUUCACAGAAUGACGAAUGGGGAGACGUCCUCCUUCUGGCAGUCUGACGGGAGUGCGCGAUCACACUGGAUCCGUUUGAAGAUGAAACCAGACGUCAUUCUGAGGCACCUCUCCAUCGCUGUCGCAGCCAACGACCAAAGCUACAUGCCGCAGCAGGUCACCGUGGCCGUCGGAAGGACUGCCAGCUGUCUUCAGGAGGUCCGCGAUGUUCACAUUCCCAGCAAUGUUACUGGAUACGUGACAUUGUUGGAAAACGCUAACAUUAGUCAGAUGUAUGUGCAGAUCAACAUCAAGCGCUGCCUCAGCGAUGGAUGCGACACCAGGAUCCACGGGCUGCGGGCCGUCGGCUACCAACGAGUGAAGAAGGGCAGCAUCUCCGUCUGUGAUGCAUCGGCAAUCUGGUACUGGUCCCUCCUGACCUCCCUGGUCACAGCGUCCAUGGAGACCAACCCAGCGAUCGUCCACGCUAUCCUGCAGAACACGCAGAAGGCCCUACAGCAUAUGCCACCGCUGUCUCUGUCACCAGGUUCCAUCGAUGUCUCUAGCUUCUUGUCUCCAAACGUGUUGGAAGAAGUGGACAGCUUUCUCCUGGGAAUCACCAGCUGUUGUGCUACGCCAGAGGUAGAGCUCACAUUACUGGCAUUCUCCCUGGCCAGAGGCAGCAUCGCAAAAGUGCUGAGUUCGCUUUGUACCAUUGCCGGCCAUCUGGAAACUCCCUAUAAGGCCGCUUCCCUAAUUGCCUCCAUGGCCACAGUCCGGCAAAAUUUACUCUACAAAUAUGGGGCGCCACUGCGUCUGACUCUGCAGGCCUGCGAUGUCAAGGGGAAGGAAGACAAAUCGGGACCUGAAAAUCUCCUUUUGGAGCCAUGGACAGGGGAUGGCUUCCUGACAGAGACUGGGAAGAGGCAAGCCAGCAUCAUCCUCUCGACAGGGACAGAAUUGGCCCUGCAAGUCACACAAAUCAGAGUAAAGGUCCGAAGAGGGCCGAUUGGAGCGCGAUGCGGGUUGGUGUUUGCUUACAACUGCCCCUCAGAGAAGUUUCACGCGGAGGAGCAUUUCAAAAGGUUUGAGGCCUACGACAAAUGGAAGCUGGAGGAUUUUCGGCACUUCUUAAAAAUGAGGAGUGGCAUUCCACGUGAUGACCUGGGAGAGGAGGAUCCUGUGGGAUGGUUUGAACUGGAGGAGGAAUGGGACGAAGUGGAAGUCAAGAUGCAGCAGUGUCGCAUUUCCAGGUACCUGAUGGUGAAGUUCUUGUGCACAAGGCAAGAGAAAGCAGAACGUCUUGGAGUGCAAGGCAUGGGUGUCUUUGGGUACCUUCGGCCUGUGUCAGCAGAGCCGGACGGAAGCGAGAGCUGUAAGUCGUGUGACAGACCGAGUGGCGAUACUGUGUGUGGAAUGACUCUUCUCCUGAAAACCCUGUCCUUCGUCCAGCAGCUUGCACAAGACCUGGUUCAGAAGAAAAGAAAAGGUGUACGAUACAAGUCUUACCUGGACUUCAUGGGCCUAGAUUUAAAGCUUUUCUGGAAUUUCUAUAACAAACUCCAACAGAAUCCUCGAGAAGAGAGCAUCGAUGCCCAGACCGUGCUACUCCGGCUUCUCCAGAGCUGUUUCUCAGGGCUUGGUUCGGGUAACAAAGAAGCCACGCUGUCUCAGGGAGCGGCCAAGAAGCAAACACCUGACAACACGGAAGUGGCUGAGGAACUCUACCAGCACCUGUGUGAAGUUGUGGACAGCGACAGCGAGGCCUCCCCCCUGCAGAUCUUGAAGCAGGAAGUCACGAACACGUUGCUCAACGGAGCAGCCAUCUUCUUCCCCCACAGACAUACCCGGCGGGAAAAGCUUUUUGCAAUGCUGAAGAACAUCACUGAGCGGGAGCACAAGCCCUCUGUGCAGCUUACCUUCAGGUCCCUCUGCACAUAUUUCAGCGAUCAGGAUCCAGGUGGGCUCCUCUUGUUGCCGGAAAAGGGAAACCCUGCAGAGGUGGAUGUGGACCAAGUGUUAGCCGUGAUGGAGACCCUUCUCAUGGUGACAUCAAGAGAGUGUGAAAAGUUGAUGCUGGGUGUUGCCCAGCACGAUUCCGGGCCUGUGCUCUCGUCGCUGUUCUGGUCUGUCCAGGGCAGCCUCCUUUCUUGGUGCUACUUGCAGCUUAAAGGGAGCGAUGCAGCAUCUAAGAACCUGGCCGCGGCAAUCCUUACGAAAUACGUGAAGCAGUUCCUCUUGAGCGUUCGGACAAUUUUAGGGUCACUCCUGUCCCAACACAGUGGGAAAACCAUCAUGGAGAAACUGAGCCACUCUGUCUUCGCCAUGGUCACCCGGCAACUGAUGACCUUCCUGCAAGACUUCUACACCUUGGAUAUUCCGCACCGUGCCCUCCUGCACGAUAUCGGCAUGCUGACAACAUUGCUGAACGAUCUGUCUGCGGAGCCUGGCGACAGUCCGGAAAAGGUGAGCAUCCAAAGCCAGCCGCAGGAGCAGCCCGUGGUGCUUCGAACAUGGACUGUGGAAUCUCCCCACAAUUACGACAACAACUGCCACGACGUCACGGUUUUCCUCUGCCCAGGGGCAACUUCCUUCGAAGUGGAGUUUGACGACAGAUGUGAAACGGAGCGGAGGUACGAUUACCUGGAAUUUACUGAUGCCAAAGGUGCCAAAACUCGCUACGAUACCAAAGUCGGCACAGACAAGUGGCCCAAGAAAGUGACUUUUAUGGCUGGCCCUCGGCUGCAGUUCGUCUUCCGCUCCGACAGCAGCAACAACGAGUGGGGUUACAAAUUCUCCGUCACCGCAUAUGGCUUGCCGGAUGUGGACCUUUCCUGGGGCCUGGACUUGCACCUGCUUGUGGCCAGGCUGAUGGGGCGCUUGGCUUCCCAGAGCAUGGUGCUGAAAUCCCUGCGUGAGGGGGGCCAUGAGGUAGAACUGCCUCCCGCAAAAGUGACGGCUGUUCUUAACUCUCCUCUCUGGAAACCGGUCUUCAGGCAGCAAAUGUGUUCUGUCCAACAGCCGAGACCUCACAAGCUAAGCCAAACACAACAGGAAAAUAAAGAGGCCAUCAGCUCUGAUGCCGACGACUGUCACACAUUCCUCCUUAACUUCUCAAAGUCAGACCCUGCCCAGGAGCCCUGUGGGCCAAAUUCUGACCUGUUCAAAGGACUCAUACAGGCAUGUAAAAAGCAGGCUCCAAAGACUGACCUAGUUGCUGGUUCCACUGUUGAUCAAGCUGUCCGCUCUGCAUUUGCUGCUUUGGUGUAUCUCUCUCCAGAUUUGUAUGGGAAGCUGCAGAAUUAUGGUAACUCCUACAUUAGUGAAUAUCUAUUCAUAGCGAAGACUACCUACUGCUCAUAUGAUAGCUAAUUUGGCCAUAAAGUG
Molecule: messenger RNA, 4041 nt
Organism: Varanus komodoensis (Komodo dragon)
Lineage: Eukaryota; Metazoa; Chordata; Lepidosauria; Squamata; Varanidae
Product: zinc finger ZZ-type and EF-hand domain-containing protein 1-like
Exons: 27
Coding region: 1-4026 (1341 amino acids)
Biological process (GO): regulation of synaptic plasticity; protein ubiquitination
Cellular component (GO): postsynapse
Molecular function (GO): calcium ion binding; ubiquitin-like protein ligase activity
Source: RefSeq, a predicted model, not a curated record